Messenger RNA from Gossypium arboreum, 1023 nucleotides. Its product is annotated as protein JINGUBANG-like. Gene Ontology annotation, molecular function: protein binding. The transcript is spliced from 3 exons. The record is from RefSeq and is a predicted model, not a curated record. The coding region runs from base 1 to 744 and encodes 247 amino acids. NCBI's taxonomy places the organism in Eukaryota, Viridiplantae, Streptophyta, Magnoliopsida, Malvales, Malvaceae.
AUGCUGACAUUGGGUUCUGACAGUAAGAACAUACGUGUAUGGAAAAAUCUUAAAGAAUUUAAUGGUUUCAAAUCAAAUAGUGGAUUGGUUAAAACCAUUGUUAUAGCAGGUGCAAAGAUUUUUACUGGUCAUCAAGAUGGUAAAAUUCGUGUAUGGAAAGUAUCUGUUAAGAACCCUGGUGUUCAUAAACGAGCUGGUACAUUACCAGCUUUGAAAGAAAUCCUCAAAAGUUCAAUUAAACCAACUUCAUGGGAUAGAACAUUUAAAGUAUGGAGGAUUUCUGAUUAUAAAUGUCUCGAAUCGGUUAACGCGCAUGACGACGCGGUGAAUUCAGUAGUAUCGAGGUCCGGCAGGGAGAUGGUUUUCACCGGUUCGGCCGACGGGACGGUUAAAGUAUGGAAAAGGGAACAACAACGUAAAGGGACAAAACAUAGUUUGAACCAAACAUUGUUACAACAAGAAUGUGCUGUUACAGCAUUAGCAAUUGAUGCACCGGGUUCGGUUUUAUAUUGUGGUUCCAGUGACGGCCUUGUUAAUUUUUGGGAACUUGAGAAAGGAUUAGCACAUGGUGGUGUACCUAAAGGACGUAAAUUAGCUGUUCUUUGUCUUGAAGCAGCUGGGAAUUUGGUGUUUAGUGGUUCAGCUGAUAAAACUAUAUGUGUUUGGCGUAGGGAUGGUAACAUUCAUACAUGUCUUUCGGUUCUAACUGGACAUACAGGACCGCGUAAGUGUUUGGCAUCGUAAAAUUCAUGGAGUUGAGCUAAUUUUGGCCGAAUGGCUGGUGAUGGCUAAGGAAAAUGCUACUUCUUGAAUUCUUUUAAUGCAUGCAUCGGUUAUGUGAAGUUAUCCCUUGCAUGCAAAGCCAUGCACGGUUUUUGUAUUGUUAUUACCUUGUAAAUAUGGUUUGGUUAUUAUUAUUGGGAAUUUUCAAUUGAAAAAAAAUACAUUUCUAGCUAACUAGAUAAAUAGAAUAUAUUUUGACUCCAUUUAGACAUAGGUAAAUGAAAAUUCAUUAUUAUGAUU